AUGAUUGAUCAACACAAUCCCAUAGCACAAUCAUUUAGAAGAGUGAGAGAAUUCCAUGAGAAUCACCCGUCUGAGGUGUUUUCUUUGAAAUUGUUUAGUCAAAAAGAACGUGAUCGAGGAGUUUAUAAUUAUUCUUCAUGCGAUGAAGUUGCUGCUUUGGUUGUUGGUGAUUUUGAUUCUUCUGAUACUGGUCGUAAUGUCAUUGUUAAAUCUACAGCUGGCCAACUUCAAAGAAUAUAUGAGAUACAUGCUUUAUAUUGGCCAUUGCAAUAUCCCUUACUUUUUUCUUAUGGAAAGAUGGUUAUCAAUGGGUUUGUUGUUGAUUCAUUCUCUAUGAUUGAGUCACAGAGGCUUUAUGAAAUCAAGAAAAAAAGAGCACAAUUAGAGGAGAAGUCUUACAAGGUAUUGAAGAAGCUAUGUGACGCGAUGAUACUGAAGCAUCAUCAAUUGCAUUUUGGGUAUCCAGAUCUAUGUCUUACCCUUACUUGCAAUCCUAACUGGCCUGAGUUUCAAAGAUAUACUAAUCGUGAUCAAGUUUCAAUUGCUGAUCGGCCAGACAUUGCUUGCCGAGUCUUUCAUGCUAAGAUGAAGUGUCUUCUUAAUGAUCUUAAGAAUGGUGUUUUUUUGGUCCUCUUAAUGCAGACAUUUUUUUACUAUUUAGGUAUGUAUACAAUUGAGUUUCAAAAAAGAGGUUUGCCAUAUUUACAUAUUCUACUUUGGCUUGAUGGAAGGAAUAGAUUGCAAAAUAUUGAAAUUGUUGAUGAGUUGAUUUAUGCGGAACUUCCUAAUCCUAUGAAGUUUCCACAUUUGUAUAGUGUGGUUAGUAAAUACAUGAUUCAUGGCCCUUAUGGUAGGAUGGUUAUCCUAUUUACAAGCGUCGAGAAAAUUGGUGUUACAGUUAAAAGUCAUGGUGUUGAUCUUGAUAAUAGAUUUGUUGUUCCAUAUAAUCUAUUAUUGUUGAUGAAGUACCAGGCUCAUAUCAAUUUGGAAUUUUGCAACAAGUCAAAUAUUAUAAAGUAUCUUUUCAAGUACAUUAACAAGGGUCCAGAUCCUCAUGUUGUGUUCGAUGAUCAUGAUACUAUUGGCUCUGUUUUAAUAAGAAAUAGAGAUUUGAUGACAAUGUUUAUUGCUUGGAUGAUGGCUAAUCGAACAUAUGUUGAAGGGCGAACACUAACAUAUGUUGAGUUUUCAAGUAAAUUUGUUUAUGAUUUACAAUCUCGACAGUGGAAACCAAGAAGAAGGGGAUUUUCUAUAGGAAGAUUGAGUUUUGUUCAUCCUUCAACUGGUAGGCCCGUUUUAUUUUGGAAUCAAACUUGGAAAUAUUUAUCUGAUGAUAUCAUUUAUUACAGGCGAAGUGAGCUUCAUUUUCCAGGAAUAACAAUGACUGACGAAGAGUUACAAACAUUUUGUCAAAUAGAGAUAGAGAAAUUGCUACAGGCCAAUAGAAGAUCAUUAAGAGAUUUUGCUGGUAUGCAGCUUCCUAAUGUUAAUUUGGUCUCACAAUUUAGUAAUUCUAUAGUGUUGCGUGAAUUAGAAUAUGACAUUUCUGUGAUGCUUGAAGGACACGAUUCAAAUUUUCCAAAGUUGAAUGAAGAACAGAAGUCAAUCUAUGAUAGGAUUAUACAUUGUGUUACUAACAAGGAACACGGGUUGUUUUUCAUUUAUGGGUUUGGUGGGACUGGAAAAUUUUUUUUUUAUAGACUCUUAUCUGCCAAAUUGCGUUCUCAAAGAAGAAUUGCUAUUAAUGUUUCUUCAAGUGGAAUUGCUUCAUUAUUGUUACCUGGUGGUAAGACAACCCAUUCUAUGUUUGGUAUCCCAAUUGAAUUGAAUGAAGAUACUAUUUGUAGAAUUCCGAAAGAUAGUCCUAAGGCUGAUUUAAUUCGACUUGCUGAGUUGAUUAUUUGGGAUGAAGCUCCAAUGACUAACAAGUUGGCAUUUGAAGCUUUAGAUAGAAGUUUUCGAGACAUAAUGACGUCGAUUUCAGUGUCUUACAAAGAUCUACCUUUUGGAGGAAAAAUCAUUGUUCUUGAUAAAGCCAUAUUAGCUCCAACAGUAGAGAUUAUUGAAGAAAUCAAUGAUCACAUUGUUCAAUUGCUACCUGGGACAGAAAAAGAGUAUCUAAGUGCUGAUUCUAUAUGUGGUAGUGAUGCUUAUUGUGACGUUGAUGUUGAUUGGAUAAAUGCUAAGUUUUUGAAUCAAAUAAAAUAUUUAGGGUUAUCGAAUCACUCAUUGAAAUUGAAGAAAGGUGUGCCUAUUAUUUUGUUGAGAAAUAUUAAUCCAGCUGGUGGCUUAUGCAAUGGUACUCGCUUUAUUGUUAGCGAUCUAGGAACAAAUGUGAUUGGAGCUGAGAUUGUCUCAGGGAGUCACAUUGGAGAUAAAGUUUUCAUUCCUCAGAUGAAUUUAAUUCCGAGUGACACUGGGAUACCUUUCAAAUUUCAACGGAGACAAUUUUCUAUAAACUUGUGUUUUGUAAUGACUAUCAAUAAGAGUCAAGGUCAAACUCUAUCCAGUGUUGGACUAUUCUUGCGUCGACUGGUAUUUUUUCAUGGUCAACUCUAUGUCGCUAUUUCUCAAGUGAAGAGCAAAGAUGGUUUAAGAAUUUUGGUAUCUGGCGAGAAAAAUGAUGAUUCUACUUUAACUCAUAAUAUCAUAAAUUAG
Arachis duranensis is the source of this 2658-nucleotide messenger RNA. RefSeq lists its product as uncharacterized. Bases 1 to 2658 code for a protein of 885 amino acids. Gene Ontology annotation, molecular function: DNA helicase activity. The record is from RefSeq and is a predicted model, not a curated record. Lineage: Eukaryota; Viridiplantae; Streptophyta; Magnoliopsida; Fabales; Fabaceae. Gene Ontology annotation, biological process: DNA repair; telomere maintenance. The transcript is spliced from 10 exons.